AUGCCGCUGCUGCUGCGGGGCAAGUACAACGACUGCCUGGGCCUGGGGCCCCCGCUGUCGGGCGUGGUGUCGCCCGCGCGGGCCUCGGGGUGCAGCCUGGUGUGCAAGGGCCGGGACGGCCGCGUGCCGGGGCUGCGCUUCCGCCUGGUCCGCGCGGGGAUCCCCUUCGAGCCCGACCUGGCGGCGCAGGCGAGCCCGGAGCCGCCGCUGCUGGAGCCGGAGGAUCUGGCGCGCCGGAGCCUGCAGGACCAGGAGUGCAUCCUGCUGGACGACCUCCUCUUCUGCCUGCAGGGAGUGGAAGGCAGCUACAUCCGGCGCGGGGCUUCCGGCAACUUCGAGACGGCGCCCGCGGGCGCGGACCCCUCGACGGCCCAGUUCCUGGCGCAGCUGCUGCCGUUGUGCGACCACCAUGCCUUUGUGGAGGCCUUUGUGGAGCAGCACAGUCGCCACGAGUUCGGCGCGGUGAACCACGCCCUGUGCGCGGCCCUGCGGCAGCUGCUCAACGAGUUCGCCUCCAAGGUGGCGCAGUUGGAGGCCUUGUUGUCCAAGGGCCAGCUGAGCCUGGCGGAGCUCUGGUACCACUCCCAGCCCUCGAUGGACACCUUCGCGCUGCUGGUCCGCGUUUGCGCGCACGUGCAGGGGCUCAUUGGGGGCGCCGUCUUGAACGGCAUCGAAGAGGUGAUGCUAAAGACCAGCGUCACCACUGCGCAGUCCCUCUGCGAGUUCUUGCUGCAGGAGGCCUGCCGUCCCUACUUCGAGAUGAUGUCGCUCUGGGUCUACGAGGGUCGUCUGCAAGACCCCUACGGGGAGUUCUUCGUUUCGGAGAACCCGCGGGUGCGCGAUGAGCGCACAGGUCCAGCCGCAGACUUCUGGCAGAAGCAUUUCACCCUGGAUGAGCGGGCAGUGCCCCAAUUCCUCGUCUCCAGCCGGGAGCGGAUCCUGCACGCGGGGAAGUACCUGCACGUGUUCUUCUCUGCCGCCCCGGCCGGGCGAGCGGGGGCCAGCCUGCCGGAGCCCUUGGGGGGCCGGGUUCCCUUCCGCUACAGCCGCCGGCGCGGGGACUUCGCCUCGGCGGUGGACGCGGCGUACCGCCGCGCGGCCAAGGCGCUGCUGGAGCUCUUCAUGCGGAGCCACGCGGAGGGCGGCCUCGACCUGCCUGGGCGGCUGAAGUCGCUGCGGAGCUUCUUCUUCCUCAGCAAGGCGGAUUGGUUCGGCCAUUUCCUGGACACCGCGGAGUUGGAGCGGCCCGCCGAGGAGGUGCCCCUGGCGCGGCUGGACUCCCUGCUGGACCUGGCGGUGAGGGCCUCCUCCAUGGCCACGGACCCCUUCCGCGAGGACAUCUCCUGCGGUCUGCACUCCUUCCGCGUGGAGGACGCGUGCCACCGCAUCAAGGGGGACACCGACAAGGAGGACGCGGCCGCCUCGACGGCGGGGACGGCUGGUUCCGCGGCGCCGCUGCCGGCGCCGCUGGGGGCGGCUGGGGAGGGCUCCGGGGUGCGGUCGCUGACGCUGAAGUACCGCACCGCCUGGCCUCUGUCCAUCUUGUUCUCGCGCACCAGCCUGCUGAAGUACCAGGUGAUCUUCCGGCACCUGCUGUACUGUCGCUACGUGGAGCGGAAGCUGGUGGAGGUCUGGGUGGAUCACCAGUACACCAAGGAGCUGGGCCUCGACUCCAGCUUCAGCCCGUACUACUCCUUGCGCCAGCGCAUGCUCCACUUCUGCAGGGAUUACAUCUACUAUGCCACUGUAGAGGUGCUUGAGCCGCAGAGCCACCAGUUCCUGGCGUCGCUGCACGAGGCGGAGACCAUCGACGACGUGCUGAAGCGCCACGAGGCGUUUCUGGAGACCUGCCUCCGGGAGGUGCUGCUCACGGAGAGGGACAACCUCUACCGCCACCUCUCCAAGGUGCUGCAGACCUGCCUCACCUUCGCCCAGAACCUCCGGAAGUUCUCGGGCAUCGGCGGAGAGGCGGGCGUCGGCGCUGAGGAGGCGGAGGGCACGCCGGCGGAGCGGCGCCUCAGCCGGGUGAGGCACUCCACGCAGAAAUACCUGGCGCUGCUGUCGCAGCGGCACUACUCCAAGAUGAUGGCCAAGUGGAAGACCAUCUUCGAGAGCCAGCUGCAAGCCUUCCUCCGCCAGAUUCAGCAAGAAUCCAAGGCCCGGUACGAGCACUUCUUGAGUAAUUUGGCCACGCGGCUGGAUUACAACGAGUACUACUCCACCGUUCUGUCAGUGUUGCUGAACAAUCUGGUUUCCAAGACGCUGCGCCGCUCGCUGCUGUCGGGCGACAUUGCCUAUGAGGUGCAGAAGAGUUCCAAAGGCUUCGAGGCCGAGGUGCGCGUGCACGGCCUGGAAGAGGCAGAGCCGCUGACCUUCGUAGGCUUCGGGCACAGCGAGUGGGCGGCUGAAGCCGCGGCGGCGGGGGCGGCGCUGGCCGCGCUGCCGCCGGCCCCGGAGAUCGAGCCCCGGUACCCCAAGCCCCAGGACGCCGCGGUCUGGGUGGCCGAGAAGCUGGCGGAAGAUGGGAAGGUGGAGUUGGACUCCACGAUGGCCGACGUGCUGCCCACUUUGGCGUCCCUGCCGCUAGAGCUUCACGCCAAGGCGUCCUUCGUGUUGGAGGAGGAUCCCUGCCGGGUCGCCAUAGAACAAGGAGAUGAAGAGACUCCGCAGGAAGAGGAGGUGAGGACCAUCCUGGUGAGCCGCGCCACUGAGGGCGGCAAGCUGGCCGCCUCGAUGCGUGCCCGGCUGCUGGGGGAGGAGGGCGGCCGGGUCUUCGGCGGCUUGGAGCUGAAGAUGGCCGGCAAGAGCGCGUGCCGCGAGGCCGCCAUCGCCACCAAGAUCCUGCAGCGGUUCUUCCCGGAGGACUUUGGCAUCCGCUUCCGCGCGGAGUUCCAGGACUUCGAGGGCUACCGGGCGCGGGGGCUGGUGCUGCGCGUGGAGAAGCGGAGAGAGAAAAGGUCGGCGCGGAACGAGUGGAAGGCGUGGGAAGGACAUGUGGGGCAGACCGUCACGGUGUCUGGAUGGGUGCAGAUGAGUCGGGACAUGAACCACUUCGCCUUCGUGGAUCUGCGAGACAGAUAUGGAAUCACGCAGGUGGUCUUCCCCAAAGAUGGCGCUGACGCGGCGGGCCUGGAGAGGUACCAGCUCGCCCGCGGCAUCGGACGGGAGUUCGUGGUCAAGGUCACCGGCAAGGUGGUGGAGCGGGUGGCGAAGAACAAGGAUCGCCCGACCGGGGAGGUGGAGAUCGUCGCGGACUCCCUGGAUGUCUUGAAUCCCAGCGUCACUCCGCCGUUCAAGAUAGAAGAUGUGACGGAUGCGAACGAGGAUACCCGCAUGCGGUACCGCUACCUCGACAUCCGGCGGAAUCCCAUCAAGGAGGCCUUGCUGCUCCGGAACAAGGUCACGCGGCUGGUGCGGGAGUAUCUUGGAGACCGAGAUUUCUGCGAGAUCGAGACGCCGGUGCUCAUCAAGUCGACCCCCGAGGGAGCCCGGGACUUUGUGGUGCCCUCGCGCAUGAACCCCGGGCAGUUCUAUGCCUUGCCCCAGUCCCCGCAGACCUUCAAGCAGCUGCUGAUGGUGGGCGGAAUCGAUCGCUACUUCCAGAUCGUCAAGUGCUUCCGGGAUGAGGAGCUUCGGGCCGAUCGGCAGCCGGAGUUCACCCAGAUCGAUUGCGAGAUGUCGUUCGUGUGCCAGGACGACAUCCUGAAACUCUUCGAGGGCAUGAUCCGCCACGUGUUCAAAAGCCACGAGUUCCCGGCCUUCCAGCGCAUGGAGUAUAGCGAGGCGAUGGACCGCUUCGGCAUCGACAAGCCGGACCUGAGAUAUGACAUGGAGCUCGUGGAGUUGACGGAGGUGUCCAAAGGCAAGAACUUCAAGAUGUUCGACGAUGCCGAGUACGUGGUUGCAAUGUGCUGCAAGGGCGCCGGCGCAUGGUCCACCAAGAAGGUGAAGGAGUUGGAGAAGAAGGCCACUGGCCAGGAAGUAGGCGCGUCCGCGCUGGUGUGGCUGAAGAUCAACCCGGACGGUUCCUACGACUGCUCCGCCAAGAAAUUCUUUACGGAUGAGGACUACGUGAAGUGGGUGGAGAAGGCCAACGCGAAGCCCGGGGGGUGUGGCCCGGGAGACCUGCUGCUGAUCAUCGCAGGCCCGAAGCUGAAGACGCAAGAAUCCAUGGGCAAGUUCCGGCACAUCAUGGGCACCGAGCUAGGCCUUCGCUCCGAGGGCUUCCGGGCGCUCUGGGUGGUGAACUUCCCCAUGCUGGAGUGGGAUGAGGACGAGGAGCGCUUUUGCGCCAAGCACCAUCCCUUCACCUCGCCUUGGACUGAGGAUAUCGAGAAGAUGGUGAGCCUGGAUCACAAGGAUCAGAAGCUCCUGGAGGUGCGAGCCAACGCCUAUGACAUGGUCAUCAAUGGCGUGGAGGUGGGUGGCGGCUCCGUGAGGAUCCACGACCGGCCGCUCCAAGAGAAGGUCUUUGAGGUGCUGGGCUUCACCAAAGAGGAGGCUUUGGCGCAGUUCGGGUUUUUGAUGGGGGCCUUCGAGUACGGGGCCCCGCCCCACGCGGGGCUUGCCUUCGGCCUGGACCGGCUCUGCACCAUCAUCGGCGGGAAGACGACGAUCCGGGACUUUAUCGCCUUCCCAAAAAACAAUAUGGGUCGUGACACCAUGAUCAACACGCCGGCCGCCAUCACGCCGGCGCAGCUAGCGGAGUUGAGCAUCAACACCACCGUGGACGAGGAGGGAAAGCCCAAAGCAGCUGGCUAUCCUUCCUGA
Molecule: messenger RNA, 4770 nt
Organism: Effrenium voratum
Lineage: Eukaryota; Dinophyceae; Suessiales; Symbiodiniaceae
Source: the annotation of a GenBank genome assembly